GCCGGAAGUGCUGUCAGUACAGCGUAGCAGUGGGAACACUGUGCAUGGAUCCUUGCCGCAGUACUGCUAGUGCAUCGCCUGUGGGCUCUAGUGCCCCAUGUCUCCAUCCGCAGGCCAUGUGUGCUCUCUUCUGUUUGUGUCCGUACUCUGGGGGGUCACCAACCCCUUCCUGAGAAGAGGAGCAGAGGGGGUGGAACGUGUGAGAGUGGAAGGGAGAGUACGGAGGCUGCUGUAUGAAGCAACGUUCCUGAUAUCUAACUACAGGUAUGUGGUCCCAUUUUUGCUGAACCAGGGAGGAUCCGUGGUUUUUUACCUUACGUUGGCCUCAGCAGAUCUGUCGCUGGUCGUACCUGUCUGUAAUUCUCUUGCACUGGUGUUUACAGCGGUGACUGGAAAGCUACUUGGAGAGGACAUAGGAGGAAAGGGAGCUGUUCUUGGGUUGCUUCUUACUACGUUGGGUAUUUCAAUCUGUGUGGGAAGUUCUGUCAGUGACUGAGGCAAAUGAGUUUGAGUGGAAGGCAUGUAAAGAAGCCGGCUAUGUACAGAAGAUCAGUCAAGUGUCUGGAUUAUGAAAGUAACUAGAUUGUGAAUCUGUUAUUUUUUAUGAGAAAAAGAGUCUCCUGGAGAUGUUGGGAUACAGUGAAGCUCUAGUUGAAUGUCAGUGUGAUAUUAUGUCCACAGAUGCAAUGUAGUGCCUUCUAUACAGAACACUGUGUAAGACAAUGUUAUAUAAAAUAUUUUUCUAAUAAAACUGUAAAAUUAACGUCAA
Molecule: messenger RNA, 769 nt
Organism: Bufo bufo (common toad)
Lineage: Eukaryota; Metazoa; Chordata; Amphibia; Anura; Bufonidae
Gene: TMEM234
Product: transmembrane protein 234
Exons: 5
Coding region: 98-496 (132 amino acids)
Source: RefSeq, a predicted model, not a curated record